UCAGCAAGUAGUGUAUUAGUAUCGUUCAUUGCAUUCUUGUAUAUGAAUGGCUCGGUUGUGGUCGGUGAUAAGCAUGCUCAUAAAAUGACAGUACAUUUACCGCAAUUGCUGUAUUUUUUACUAUUUUAUGGAGUAUUCGGUUUGCCAUAUGUUUUGUCUAAGUCAUUUUCAACAUUAAAAAUAAUUUUUAAAAAUAAAAUGUUUUUCCUAUUGCUCGCAAUUAUGUUUGUAUUAAUUGUUAGAUUUAAUACAAUAGCACAUCCAUAUUUGUUGGCUGAUAACCGUCAUUAUACCUUUUAUGUAUGGAACCGUUGGUUUGGCAAAUAUUACUACGCAAGAUAUGCAACCAUACCGGCUUACAUCUUCUUAUUAUUCAACUUAUACGAUAAUUUAAAGGAUCAGAAUUGUAUUUCAUUCCUACUACCGUAUUCUAUGAGUCUUUUUCUAGUGUUAGCGUUACAAGAACUGGUAGAUAUCAGAUAUUUUCUAGUCCCAUAUGUUAUUUUAAGGUUGCGAUUCGUUCGGCCUUCGUUUAAUAUGGUUAUAGGGGAAUUGGUGUGGUACAUAUUGCUGAAUGUAAUCACAUUCCACCUAUUCUUUACAAAAGAUAUAAUUUGGAAGGAUUUUAAUGAUAUACAAAGAAUAAUAUGGUAAUAAUUACGAUAGAUUUAAGCAUUUAUUAUAAGAAUUGUAAUUUGUAAUGUAAGUUUAAUUUUGUGUCAUAUUUUAUGUAUGGAGUUUAGUGGUAAAAAGUAUUUUUUUUUUCUUUUUUAUGACUUUGCAUACUGUUGUUUUAGCUCAAAUAAGUUCCGUCAAUGUUAUUAUAGUAUAUAUCUAAUAACGUGUACCAAUAGGUUUAAUAGUAAUAAGAGAUCAGGUGGCAAAUUUAAAAGGCAUUGGUUCUUAGUAUCGAGAGGCACUAAUGAGUUAUCUUCAGAUUAUAUAAACUUGAUGAUUACCAUUUUAUUGACGCCAAAGGGAUAUAGAAGUAAUUGUAUUGGUUAGUGAUUGUGUUUGUAAACAUGACACAAUAAUAAUUUGUAGUUACAAAAUGUUCGGUGAAAAAUUAAAUGUUAAUGAGCUGUAUUAACAAGCUCAAGUGUUUUUAAUUUAAUUGUCACAUUGAAAAGAAAAAACUUUAAAUAUUGCUUUAGGGGGACCAGCUUUAAUUAACUUUGCAAGACAAUUGGUCAUUGGCCAUAAAUGAACAUUUUUAUAUUGUCAUAUCCUAAUAAUCUAAAAAAUUGCUUGUCACUAAUGAAACAUUCUUGUUUGGUGGUAGAAUAAUUGCAACUCUACUGCCCUAAGAGCACAAAAAGACAGUCAUAUUUGUCAUAAUAUACUUAUGGAAUUAUAUUUAUUGGUGCCAAAAUUCCUAGGGGGAGACAUUAUCUCGUUAAGGCUGUACACCAUUCAACCUUUACCCAAGCUACCAAUGUUUUUCUUUUAAUUAUCUUGUCAAAAUAGAAUUAUGUAUUAUAAUAUAUACUUCUUAUAUAUUAUGUAUGAAUGUCGUAAAUUUUGCAUGAGCUUACAUAACUGCUUUUAUCAAUGACUUGUAGGUAAGCUAAGUUUUUUGUUAUUUUUUUUUUUUCAAUUCUA
Messenger RNA from Nymphalis io (European peacock), 1602 nucleotides. RefSeq names its product putative Dol-P-Glc:Glc(2)Man(9)GlcNAc(2)-PP-Dol alpha-1,2-glucosyltransferase. NCBI's taxonomy places the organism in Eukaryota, Metazoa, Arthropoda, Insecta, Lepidoptera, Nymphalidae. The record is from RefSeq and is a predicted model, not a curated record. Gene Ontology annotation, cellular component: endoplasmic reticulum. Gene Ontology annotation, biological process: dolichol-linked oligosaccharide biosynthetic process; protein N-linked glycosylation. Gene Ontology annotation, molecular function: dolichyl pyrophosphate Glc2Man9GlcNAc2 alpha-1,2-glucosyltransferase activity.